This is a messenger RNA of Amaranthus tricolor (Joseph's coat), 2191 nucleotides long. RefSeq names its product disease resistance protein RPS2-like. The record is from RefSeq and is a predicted model, not a curated record. Gene Ontology annotation, molecular function: ADP binding. NCBI's taxonomy places the organism in Eukaryota, Viridiplantae, Streptophyta, Magnoliopsida, Caryophyllales, Amaranthaceae.
CCUAAUCCCUAGAAGAAGGACUAUUCUAUUAUCCUUCAUCUAUUCUAUUAUACUCGCUACAUUUGACUUUUUACAUGCUACAUAUGACUUUUUAUGCAAUUCAAUGUGUUAUUUUAAUCAUUUAUAUAUUGAACUAUACAGCCGCAAGAUAUAAAAUUAGCUUGAACGAUAAAUAGUGCCGAUAAUACUAAUACAGCAAAUAUUUCAGAACGGAGGAAGCAUAAAACAGAAAACUUCUUUGAAUUACCCCCAAAUUGUGAUUUCUGUGACAGAAAACUUCUCUAAAUUACUCCCCAUUUGUCCUUUUUUUGUGCUUUCUAAUUCUGCAGAUGGAAAAUUUAAUAGCUCCUUUGAUAAGCUUUACUGACAGUCUACACAUCAGUAGCUAAAAGACUAAAUCAUUUCAGAAAAUUCAGCCAAAGGAUUCAGAACCUGAAAAGUAGGCUUGAUGAACUGAAACAUAUGAGAAAUGACUUGCAAAAAGAGAUUGAACAAACACAGUUAGAGGGUUAUAUGAGCACUGAACAAGCCCAAGGAUGGCUCAAAAAGGUGGAUCAGACACUAGUCGAGUCUUAUCGUAUGCUCGAACACCCUGUGGAACAAGCAAUUUGCAGUAGAAAAUACUCAGAAUACAGGCUGAGCAAGAAAGCUGAGCGAAAGGAACGAGAAAUCAGUCAGCUGAUCCAUAUAAAGGCUAAUCUGGCUGUCCUUGUUCGUGGCUCACUGCGUAUCCAUCCAAUCCCAUGUGGACCCACUGUUGGGAUGAAUGAUGCACUAGAGAUGGCAAUGGAAACUAUUGCAGAUGAUGAAGCUCGAAUAAUUGGGAUUUAUGGGACGGGUGGUGUAGGAAAGACUACCUUGUUGAAACCUAUUAAAAAUGAGUAUUUGUGUAGAACAAAUGAGUUUGAGGCUGUGAUUUGGAUUACUGUCUCUAGAGAUUUCAAUCUCGAGAGGAUACAACGUUGUGAUCUGAGAUUGGGAUUAUCGUUCGAUGCAAACGACUCCCAAGAGGUACUUACUUCGAGAAUAUGUGAGUUUUUGAUGAGGAUCAAGUUCUUACUCUUGCUCGAUGAUGUGUGGAGAAGUAUUGAUCUCGAAAGUAUUGGGAUCCCUUUGCCGGAUUCUAGGAACAAAUCCAAAGUGGUGCUCACAGCUCGCUCGGAGGAUGUGUGUAGUUACAUGGAUGCAAACAAGAAGCUGAAGGUUGAUUUCUUGAACGAAGAGAAUACGUGGAGUCUUUUUUGCCAAAAGCUUGGUGGGGUCGAGAUUUUGAGCUCAGACUUAAAGCCUUAUGCUGAAGAAAUCGUCAAAAAAUGUGGGGGUCUUCCACUAGCCCUUAUAACUGUUGGACGGGCCAUGGCCUAUAGGAAGUCCGAGGAAGAAUGGAAGUAUGCACUAGAAGUACUCAAUAAUGCUCCAUCUGAAUUCGAAGGUAUGGAAGAUGUUUUUAGUUUACUGAAGUUUAGCGUUGAUAACCUACAUGAUGAUACAUUAAAGAAGUGCUUUUUAUAUUGUGCAUUAUUCCCUGAGGAAUAUCCUCUCGAGAUAGAACAACUUAUAGACUAUUGGAUCGGAGAAGGAUUUUUAGACGGAUUAAAUGAAAACAGCCUCCGUAACAAGGGGCACACAUUCGUUGGUUCUUUGAAGGUUGCGUGCUUGCUAGAAAACAGAGAAGAUAGCACCCAAUUGAAGAUGCAUGACAUUGUUCGAAGCUUUGCCUUGUGGGUACUUACCAAAAAAGGAAAGAAAAAGGAUAAGAUGGUAGUACAAGGGUGUAAUGGAUUAUAUGAGUUACCAGGUGUGAAGUGGAAAAAGGCCGAGAGGAUUUCCUUGUUGGGUAAUGAACUCACCACGCUAUCAGGAACGCCUGUUUGCCCACAUUCAUGCACAUUGUUGCUCCAUUGGAAUCGUCGUUUGAGCAAAAUAUGUACUGAUUUUUUCCUUCAUAUGCCUGCCCUUAAAGUGCUCGAUUUAUCUGUUACAAGCAUCACACAAAUUCCAAGGAGUAUCGGUGAAUCAGUCGAAUUAUGUUACCAUGAUCUAUCGAGGACUAAGAUAAUCGAGCUCCCCCAAGAGUUAGGUUGUCUAUCAAAGUUAACGUACUUGGAUUUACAGCGAACUGAUUCACUGAGAAAAAUCCCGAGAGAUGCAAUAUUAUGACUUCAAAACCUCAGGGUUCUAAAUUUGUAUU